Messenger RNA from Parasteatoda tepidariorum (common house spider), 1870 nucleotides. RefSeq lists its product as uncharacterized. Lineage: Eukaryota; Metazoa; Arthropoda; Arachnida; Araneae; Theridiidae. The record is from RefSeq and is a predicted model, not a curated record.
AGUCUCCAGCUCCUGUCAUCAUAGAAACACGUGCUCUCCCUACCUUCUAAAAUUCUUGCUUCGGGAUAAGGUGGUUACUUCGAUAAACCUAUUUGGAAACAACCAAUAAGUUAAUCAGCAAUCUUUAAAAACUGAUCAAUGAGAACUUAUUUACGACAAAAAGUAUGAGUGCAGAUCAAAAUGAUAUUCAAAAUGACGCAGUUAGUCUCUAAUUUUAAUCACAAAUUUUGAUUACUGUUUAAGUCUGUUUUUUUCAAUUGUAUUAAAGAAAUGCAAAAUGAAUAAAAUUCUUUGAAAUUUAGGUAAAACAAGCAUUAUUAUAAUUUAUUAAGCUUGUCAAUCGUAAAUCAAAGAAUGCUGAUGGUUUUUAUUUAUAAAAUAAUUAAAUGUUAACUACCAUUUUCCGUAAGGAGGGGAAAUCAGACAUUUUUGUCGAACUAAUAUACGGAACAUAAUAGAGAUCUAAAUAAUAGCUUUUGCAAUUUUUUCGUAGUAUUUUUAUCUCAUUAAAAUAUUAAAGCUAGGUUUAAAAAUCACUGCUAUUUUAUUGUAGGUAGAAAUAUAAAAAAAUGCAAUGAAGCAUUUAGGUAGUCUUAACUUUAAAUGGUGAAAAUAACAAAAACAAAUGUGCCUCGUUAACUAGGUACCUAUAUAAAUAUAUAACUUUUUCAACUCAAAUUUCAUAAAUAAAUUAUUUGUAUUAGUCUUUAUUUUUAAAGGUAAACUAUCUAGGCAAAUGUGCAUCAAAUGUGAUAAAUGCAAUUAUUUGUAUUAGUUUUUAUUAAAAAAAAACUAUCUAGGCAAAUGCACUAAAAAACUAUCUAAGCAAAUCAAGGCGUAAAUACAAUUGUUUGUAUUUGUCUUUAAGUUCAAGGAAGGUAGACUAUCUACUCAAAUGAGCAUCGACUGUCAUAAAUAAAAUUGUUUGUAUUAGUCUUUAAAUUUAAAGAAGGUAGACUAUCUAGGCAAAUGUACAUCAACUGUCAUAAAUAAAAUUGUUUGUAUCAGUCUUUAAAGUCAAAGAAAGACUAUCCAGGCAAAUAUGCAUCAUAACUUAAACAAAACAUGGUCACCUUCACAUGCAUAUUUGUUACCCUCACCUUAAUCCUAACAACACUCGCAACUUCCUUCUUGAUUCUAAGCCUGUUAUCGACACAGUGGGAAUUCAUCAGUUACAGAGAAGAUCGAGUGGAAGAACUGGCUGCUCACAAUAAUCACACUCUCCAGUGGCUUCCUGGCCAGGUAGCCCGAAUCGAAGCAAUGGAGGAUGUAGUUGUAUCUUCGAACCUCACCAAGCCCACAAAGACAAUAUUUUAUUUAGUUCCUGCCUAUGGGGGAGUUAAUAAAUUAUGCACAGAUGUUCCAUCAAAUAUAGUUCGUAAUCAAAUGAAGGAAGAUGGCCAAGAAGUCGAUUACUGCAUUUCCUAUCUUUCCAAUGAAAAGAUUAUAUCCAGAGAUUCUUGGCUAGAUCGUAUGCGGAAUUUAGCAAUGUCAUGUGCCAUAGUGUGCCUCAUUCUUCUGGGUUGUUCUGGACCACUCGGACUUUUAGGCCUGUAUAAGAAACAAAUCAGUACAAUCAUGGUUACAGGAGUUAUGUACAGUCUGGCAGCUGUAUUUGGAACUUUCAACCUGGUAUUCAUGCGAUUCAAGAGAGUAAAACCUGACGGAUUUUACACAAGCACGAUGCUUGAUGUUGGUAUUCCGGAGGAAUACAUGAGAGUUAGAAUAUUUGUAGUAGGAUGGCCUCUCUCAAUAGAAUGGGCAGGACUUAUCCUUUGCAUAAUAUCAAGCUUGUUUUGGCUUCUCUUGGCGAAAAUAUUUCGAUUUCUUGUAUUAAGUCCUUCUUAAGUGAAUAAAUAUUGUGCAUCAA